Molecule: messenger RNA, 542 nt
Organism: Salvia miltiorrhiza (redroot sage)
Lineage: Eukaryota; Viridiplantae; Streptophyta; Magnoliopsida; Lamiales; Lamiaceae
Product: non-specific lipid-transfer protein 1-like
Exons: 2
Coding region: 83-418 (111 amino acids)
Biological process (GO): lipid transport
Cellular component (GO): membrane
Molecular function (GO): lipid binding
Source: RefSeq, a predicted model, not a curated record
GAACACAUCACAAGCAGAAAAAACAACCUACGACAGUUACAUAAUAUAUAGAUUAGAAAGAAUUAACAGGUAGCUAGCUAAGAUGGCAGCAUUGUGGAUUGUGGGAUUAUUGAUUGUGGCAUCGGCGGCAAGCCAUGCAAAUGCAGUGUCAUGCCCACAAGCCCUGGCAAUGCUGCUGCCGUGCAAAGAUUAUCUGGUGGGGCAGUCGCCUACGUUGACGGCUCCGUGCUGUCAGGCGGCUAGCCAGCUCAACGGCAUGGUCCAUAGCAAACCCGAACUCAGAGACUUGUGCAGCUAUCUCAAGCAAGCCGCCGCCUCCUUGCAUGUCAUAGCCGACCGAGCUAAAUCUCUUCCUCAGAACUGCCAUAUCCAAGUUCCUGUGCCUAUUGACCCUAAUGUCGACUGUUCUCGCAUAUGAUCCGUGCUUGAUGGAAGAAGCUAACCCGGUUUCAAAGAAUUGACUGCAGAAAUUAGUUAGGUCGCCAAAUUAGAGUAUCAAUAAAUCUGCAGCUUUUAGUUUUAUGGACGACCAUGUAUCGAGG